Passer domesticus (house sparrow) is the source of this 5578-nucleotide messenger RNA. It is a transcript of the gene RAP2B, whose product is annotated as RAP2B, member of RAS oncogene family. The coding region runs from base 234 to 785 and encodes 183 amino acids. Gene Ontology annotation, molecular function: GTP binding; GDP binding; GTPase activity. The transcript has a single exon. The record is from RefSeq and is a predicted model, not a curated record. Gene Ontology annotation, biological process: negative regulation of cell migration; Rap protein signal transduction. NCBI's taxonomy places the organism in Eukaryota, Metazoa, Chordata, Aves, Passeriformes, Passeridae. Gene Ontology annotation, cellular component: plasma membrane.
GCUGCCGCCCUCGCUCCCUCCCUCCUUCUCCUCCUCAGCCCCUUCCUCCUCCCCCUCCUCCUCCUCCUCCUCGGCGCUGCCCGGCGCCGGGGCUCUCCCGGCGCCGCUCCGCAAGGCGCGGCCGCCGCUUCCCCGCCCCGGCGCGGGGCCGCCCCCGUGCCCUCCCUCCCUCCGCCCCGUCCCCGCCCGCCGCGGCAGCCCCGAGCGGGAGGCGGCGGAGGGAGGCGGGAGCCAUGCGGGAGUACAAGGUGGUGGUGCUGGGCUCGGGCGGCGUGGGCAAGUCCGCCCUUACCGUGCAGUUCGUGACCGGCUCCUUCAUCGAGAAGUAUGACCCCACCAUCGAGGACUUCUACCGCAAGGAGAUCGAGGUGGACUCGUCCCCGUCCGUGCUGGAGAUCCUGGACACGGCGGGCACCGAGCAGUUCGCCUCCAUGCGGGACCUCUACAUCAAGAACGGGCAGGGCUUCAUCCUGGUCUACAGCCUGGUGAACCAGCAGAGCUUCCAGGACAUCAAGCCCAUGCGGGACCAGAUCAUCCGCGUCAAGAGGUACGAGCGGGUGCCCAUGAUCCUGGUGGGCAACAAGGUGGACCUGGAGGGCGAGCGCGAGGUCUCCUUCGGGGAGGGCAAAGCGCUGGCCGAGGAGUGGAGCUGCCCCUUCAUGGAGACCUCGGCCAAAAACAAAGCCUCCGUGGACGAGCUGUUCGCCGAGAUCGUCAGGCAGAUGAACUACGCGGCGCAGCCCAACGGGGACGAGCCGUGCUGCGCCUCCUGCGCCAUCCUCUGAGGGCGGCCCGGCCCCGGCCCGGCGGGCGCGCUCGGGCGGACAGCAGCGCGGAAAACAAUUGCGUCGUGUUGGAAAUGUGGCUUUUCUCGGCAUGUACGUUUCGUCCAGUCUUGGUCAUGGCAUAUUUCCUGUCAGUGUCGGCGGCGGGCGCGGGAGCAGCCGGUCCCGCCGCCCGGGGAGCGGAGCCACGCGGGGAGCCCGCUGUCCCGGGACAGCCGCGGGGAGCGGGGCCGCAGCCCGGCCAGACCCGGGACAGCGGGGCCGCACCCCCGGGACAGCGGAGCCGUACCCCGGGACAGCGUGCCCCUGUCCCGGGACAGCGCGGCCCCUGUCCCGGGACAGCGCGGCCCCGGCGGCCAGCCCCGUGCGGGCCCGUCCCGGCGCCGCUGCCGCCGUCUCUAUGCAAGCGGGAGCGGCGCGGGGCCGUCCCGCCCGGAGAGUUGCACAUGGAACUGGGACUGUGACCCGAUCGGUGCUGCCAGGCUCGGGGCGCCGGGCAGCGCCGCCGAUAUCCCUGGAAUAAUGCUCUAUUUUGUUUACCUGCUGUAUCGGAUGGGAGUUUGCAGGAGAGUGGUAGCGUGGUGGUUUUUCUCCUGGUUUUAUUUGGUUUUUUUGUUUUUUGUUUUUUUUUUUUUUUUUAAUCAGCUGUGAAAAUGUUACAAAUCUGCACAAUUUUUUAGGUGUGCGUGUGUGUGUGAUUUCGUUGUGGUUUUGGUUUUUCCUUUGGCGGGGGGGAGGGCGGUGGUGCUUUUUUUGCCGAGGGUUUUGGAUUUGGGUUGGCAAUACCUGAUUUUGAUGACUAGCUCUCUCAAGUGCAAAGACUUCCCCUGAGUGAUGCAGGGCCAACAGCAGCCCUGUGUCUGUAGAGUGCCUUCAAAACUCAGCUGUUCCAGCCGGUGCCAACCUGUGAAAGCUCCACAGAAUCCCAUUAUCUACUACUCCAAAAACUACUUAACAGUUUCCUUGCAGUAAUCACACCGAGCAAGCCAGGACAAAAGGGCCUAUUGUUAGUGGAAUUUAUUUCUUAUUUCCAUCUGAGCCUUUUAACUGUUAUUUCCAUGUCUUGCAAGUUUGGGCCUAAUUUACUUCAAAUUUACAAGAAUUUAGCCUUUUGGGAUUUUUGGGUGGGGGGCUUUUUUUUUAUUUUUUUGGUUCUGUUUUCCUUUGAUUUUGUCGUGCCUCCAGCCAGCAAAGAAGGAAACCUUAUCGUUGUGAUGUACCAAGAAAAUUCUAACAACUGUCAUUUUAAUUGCAGACAUGCAUUGAAGAGAUGUCUAUCCAUUUGAAGAAUUUUAAUACAAAUGCUGUUUUUUAGAAAACAACUCUGUGCAUUGUUAUGUAUCACAUGAAACACUGACUUUCACACAGGCUCUUAAUCCAGAUUUAUAUCUCAGUAGCAGUGGAAGGUGGAGGGGUCGAUUUAGCUAAGAACAGUGGUGAAAAAAAGGCAAACCACAAGAUUGCUGGUUUAUCUAAUAUUUAGUCAUUUUUGAUGCCGGUUUUUGCUUGUAUUCAGUCCUGGCCCAGUGUGCCAGGCUGUGGGAAGAAGGCUGUGCUCAGAGGCAGCUUUCAGGAGGCAGUGGGGACUUACUGCCACAGGCCCUUUUCCCCUCCUGGAGGCAGCGUGGUUUAUUGGGGUGAAGUUCUAAAGGUCAAUUAUUUAUGAAAUCCAAACUUUUAGUCUCAUUGCAUUAUCACUUUAAAAUUAUAAACUAGACCUUUUUCUUUUCUGGUUUGCAGAGGGGCUGGGGUGGGAGGAGACCUGUGCCUCCCUUCAGCUGGAAGGUCCAAGGGGCUUUUUACCUGUUCUCUCUUUGCCCCUUCUUUAGAGGUCUGCACACAAAACCUGCAGCUCUCUUUUUCCGUCUCCCCCCUGUCCCAAGAAGUCUUGAAAAGAUCUUGCAUCUCAAAAACAGAAGCUGAGCAAUGAUGUGUGAAGGGGUUUUUAGUCAGGCCAGCUGAAAAGUGACUGCCGUGAUUCCUCUGUGGUUCUGGUGAUUUCUCCUGGUUUGAGCAGGAAAAGUGUGUGCCCUAGCACAGGGAGGGCAGUGUGCAGGGUCAGUUUGAUGCUACGUUUUGAAAUCCCACUGACUGAAAUGAAAAGUGCCAUUUGUGCUCUAGUCACAAUUGGGUACUUUUAGUAAUAACAUCAAGCACCUACCGAAAAUUUGUAAAAUAUUAUCUGGUGAAAGCAUGCUUCUGCCUCAGAGCCCAGGUGUGUCCUUGUUUGGGGCUGUGUCAGCCUCAGUGAGGAACAGAGGGCUGGAGGAGGCAACCGCAGUGCUGGGGCCCUGAGAUAAACACAGCAAUUCACCCCUGUUUCUAAGUGAAACUUGAAAACCUCAUUGCAGCUCAUCUUCCAGGAAUUCCUAAAAGUUCAUUAGAAGGCAGAGGAUCCCAUGCUGGAAGACAGGGAAUGUCUGACAGAAGGGGUGUCUUUUAACCCAAGAACUGCAUUGAAAGCUGAGGAAGCUUGACUGCUGCCACUUCUGCAGCUUACAAACUGCGUGUCUGAUGUUUUAAAAAUCAAUUUACAUCUCAGUUAGUGCCAUGGUUCAAUUUUGCCUUAAAUUCAAUGGGAAUGGAGAGUUUUUAGCACCCACCAGGCCUCGAUCAGUGCACUGUCAGCAGCUUGAGGUGGUUGAUAAAAGCAGGUAUUUGUUGUGCCCUCCCAGGAGCCAGCAGACCCCUCACGUUCCCCAGUGCCUCUUUCCCCACUGCCUGAGCUGUGCUUGAGGAAUAAAGCAAAAGUGGGUGUUUAGCACACAAAGUCUGGCUUUGCUCAGCCUGGCAGAGCAGCUGGGGACAGCCAGCUGAGCUCUGUGUUGUGCUGGGCCUACCUGUGCUACAUUCUGGUUUUGGCCAAAAAGGUGUAUUUGUAAAACAGUGAAGCAUUUAAGCAGCCGUGGCACUGUCUGAUCAGGGUUUUGAAUGUAUUUAGGCAUUCCAUGUUCUCUGUGACUGGUGAGGACAGUGCACAGCGUAGAGCUCAAUACUCUGAUCUUCCAAAUACUCUGAAGUGUUUUGGUGCUUGUUAAACAUAAGCCUUGUCUAUAAAAAGUCUGAAAAAAAUCAUCCUGCUUUAACUUGACUGAGUGAUGAAAGCUAUAUUAGCUUCGACACUUGAGGGAAAUGUUGUAUCAAUAUAAAGGUACUCUUUAUUCCUUUUCCCUGUGGGAAUAUGUUACACCCGUGUCAAUACAGAGGUGGUAUAUCACUCUUUUCACAGUGAGAAUUGCAAAUAUUUACUUGUUUUGGAAGAAAAAUUACAUUCCCAGCCAAAAUACUUCCUGACAUCGCAGAAAUUGUGUAAACAAGGCCUUGGUUUAAGGCUGGUCUUGUGACCACGUAUUUUGCUGUACAUAAUGAUUGUAUUUUUAAAACUCCAAGCCUGUUCUGUGGAAGGAAGCGUGUGUGGCAUGCCAGUGUCUGUGACUGUAACCUGCCCUGUGCUCAGCCCCAGCCCAGGGCGGGUGUGCCUCUGCUCAAACCAUGCUCAGGAUUCACUGACCUCGUGGUGCUGGAGCUGAUGUGGAACUCUGUGCCUGUGGGAUCCUGCUGGUUCUGCUUCUCUCGAAAGAAUGUACGGCGAGCUGUUUGCAAAGGGCAUUUUAAAUAAAGGGCAGCUGGCUCUUUAUGACUUCCUCACUUGGGUACUCAUUGUGUGCAGGUGUUGUUCGGGGUCAGAUUUCCUCCAGGAGUGACAAAAUGCAGAAACUCACAUGUUCCUUGAGAAUUUUGUGCAAAGAGGAGUGGCACAGGUGCAUGGGGAGCGUGGAUGCUCCCAGGAGGGGAAUGAGCCCAGCUGGAGCUGCUGUUGGAGGCUCUGUGCCUGGCCAGGUUUGUGUGGCAGCCCAGGGGCUCUGCUGAGCCUGCCCUCUCUGCACCCCUGGGCACGUCUGAGAUCUGAGACCUGCUCGGAGCAAACGCGUGUGAGCUCAGCUCCAAGGGCACAUGGUUUGAAAUAUUGGUGUUCACAGCUUACAGCCUGUUCCUGCAGUGCUUACAGCCUCGUGCAAAUGUGUGUGUCAAAGACUCUCCUUCCAGUCACGUUGCUGCAAGAGUUUGAGAACCCCUUUUUGCAGGAAUCCAGCAUCUGCCCAAACUGCAGAACUUUGUGUUACAGUCCCUGGUAACCAUGUGUGCAGCAGAUGAGAGGGAAUUGAGAGCAAACUUUCAGUGCAAAAAGCAAAAGAUAUUCAAGCGAGCUGUAGUGAUGAGAAAUGGAGUGCAAGUGUGUUGCUGGGGCUGCAUGUGUUGGGGUUUUGGGCGUUUUUGUUGAUUUUGUGUUUCAAUUUGUGUAGAGUUUGUUAGUCUGUCAUCAAAAAUCCUGCUGUGUUUCCCGAGGAAGAGUCAGUGUGUGUGUGUGUGUGUGUGUGUGAUCUGACUUCUCUGGGGCUGGAAUCAGAAUUCCUCCCUUUCCACGGAUGAUCUCACCUCAGUGACCUCAGUUCUGGAGCAUUCCUUAUGGGACAGUCCUUGUGGUGCUGAAGGAGCCCCCAGCAAAACCUGGCCAGUGAUGAUGAGCAGAGAUGUUCCUGCAGAAAGCUCCAGAGCAGCCAUUGCUUUCUCUCUGUGCCUGUUUUAAAUUUCUGAAGGGUCCAACUGCUCCAGCCAGCACCGGGGCUGCUUUGCUGCUGUCCGUGCCAGAGGUGCAUACUGUGCAUAAAGCAAGAACUCAAAUCCUUAAUCUGCACCAUCCAGCCAGUCCCAGUCCUACCUAAACCACUGUAAAAUUGGAAGUCAGUUAACCAUUGCAAGUCAUCCAAGUAAAUCUUAAAAUAUUAAAAGCA